Colletotrichum godetiae is the source of this 1506-nucleotide messenger RNA. RefSeq names its product MaoC like domain-containing protein. Bases 397 to 1326 code for a protein of 309 amino acids. Gene Ontology annotation, cellular component: peroxisome. The record is from RefSeq and is a predicted model, not a curated record. Gene Ontology annotation, molecular function: enoyl-CoA hydratase activity; (3S)-3-hydroxyacyl-CoA dehydrogenase (NAD+) activity; 17-beta-hydroxysteroid dehydrogenase (NAD+) activity. NCBI's taxonomy places the organism in Eukaryota, Fungi, Ascomycota, Sordariomycetes, Glomerellales, Glomerellaceae. The transcript has 3 exons. Gene Ontology annotation, biological process: fatty acid beta-oxidation.
UGAUCGCCUAGAUUAGUGAUACUUGAGAGGAAGCAUUCGCACUAGCCUCCUCUAGGCCCUGCCACUCGCGGCCCUAGAUCCCGAAGUCGAGAUCCGGGGUAAAGCCCAAGAUGGCGCAACUCCACCCCCACAUUUGAACCUCGGCAUUGGCGGCCUGGGUUUCACUGCCACUGGAGCUGCCCUCUCUGUCCGGUUAGCUGCCCGGUUAGCUGACCAUAAGCCACGCCGAGGGCAGCUUGGCCAUCGCUUGUUAAAACCGUCGCGAAUUCCCCAGAGCUCGGCCGAGGUGCAACUCUACUCAGAUCUCCCCGCCUUUUCUUUUCCAAUUGCAAUUCAGACUCACCUUGUAUCGUUAGCUGCACCUACACCAUACAGAUUUCUACAGAAAACUUCACAAUGAGCGGCCCCGGUGUUGGAUUCGAGUACCCUCGCCAGCCCGUCUCCUGGGUCAAGCGCGAUGUGCUGCUCUUCGCGAACACCGUUGGUGCUACCGACGACGAGCUUCAUUUCCUCUAUGAACUUCACCCCAACUUCGCCGUCUUCCCUACCUACCCUCUCAUUCUCACAUUCAAGGGCGACACCCAGGAGGUAGUCGACUUCUACGCUGCCCAGAAGGCCGUCCAGAUCCCCAACGUUCCUUCCUUCGAUGCCCGCCGCGUCGUCGACGGCCAGCGCAAAAUUGUGCUUAACAAGACCCUCCCCCCAACCUCGGCCGGCAAGAAGUUCGAAGUCCGAACCAAGGUUCUCGGUGUUUACGACAAGGGCCGCCCGGGCUCCGUCGUCGAGACCCAGACCGACUUGGUCGAGCUCCCCAGCAACGAGGUCUACGCCAGCGUCAUUACCAGCAGCUUCUACAUCGCUCAGGGCAACUGGGGCGGCCCCAAGGGUCCCGCGACCGAGAACUUCCCUCCCCCGAAGGACAAGAAGCCCGAUGCCACCUUCUCUCAGGCGACCAACAAGGAGUCAGCACUCCUCUACCGCCUCAAUGGAGAUUACAACCCUCUACACGCGACCCCCGAGCCCGGCAAGAAGAUGGGCUUCCCUGGAGCUAUCAUGCACGGACUGUACUCGUGGAACUCAACCGCCCACGGCUUGCUGAAGGCCCUCGGUGGCAGUGAUCCUGCCAACAUCAAGGAGUACCAGGCACGCUUCGCCAGCCCCGUCAUGCCCGGCGACAAGCUGGUGACGGAUGCCUGGAGGACAGGCGAUGUCAAGGAUGGAUGGGAAGAAGUUCGCUUCCAGACCAAGGUCGAGGGCGGAAAGAUCGUUCUUAGCAACGGUCGCGCACUGUUGAAGGUUGUGGAGUCUCCCAAGUCGAAGUUGUAAAAUAAUGGAUUUUGGAUGAAUUUUCGGAACACAUUUAUUUCAGAUUUAAGCACAGCAUUCAUAACGCAUUUUAAAAACUUCCAUUAUAACAGUUCUUGGGUUCUUCGCUACCAUGUGGUUGUUGGCAUGGUGGCGUUCAGUAGUGUUCACCCCCACUAACAAUUUUGACCUUCUGGGAGC